Molecule: messenger RNA, 6578 nt
Organism: Dromaius novaehollandiae (emu)
Lineage: Eukaryota; Metazoa; Chordata; Aves; Casuariiformes; Dromaiidae
Product: integrin alpha-2
Exons: 30
Coding region: 159-3701 (1180 amino acids)
Biological process (GO): cell-cell adhesion; integrin-mediated signaling pathway; cell adhesion mediated by integrin
Cellular component (GO): integrin complex; external side of plasma membrane
Molecular function (GO): integrin binding
Source: RefSeq, a predicted model, not a curated record
AGCAGGAGCAGGCGGAGGAGGAGGGGUAUUUCGGGGCGGCGAGGAGCAGGUGGCGCUCAGUGCCGCGCUGGGAAGCGGCCAGCUCGGAAGCGGCCUGCUGCGGCGCGCCCCGACACUGCCCGGCCUCCGCUCCGCUCCGCGCCGCGCCGCUCCGCGCCAUGGGCUCGGCGCUGCCGCCGCCGCCGCCGCCGCUGCUGCUGCUGGCUCUGGGCAUUCUUCAUAAUUGUUGUGAAGCCUACAAUGUUGGGCUUUCUGGAGCAAAAAUAUUUUCUGGUCCGUCAAGAGAGCAGUUUGGAUAUGCAGUACAACAGUUUUUAAAUGAACAAGGCAAAUGGUUGUUGGUUGGUUCACCCUGGAGUGGCUAUCCAGCUAAUAGAACUGGAGAUAUCUAUGCAUGUCCUGUUGGUACAUCCAAAACCACAUGCAAAAAAUUGAAUUUACAAGCUUUAACAACCAUUCCAAAUGUGACUGAGAUAAAGGAAGAAAUGAACCUUGGCUUGACUCUGAUACAGAACUCAAAAACGGGAGGAUUUCUGACUUGUGGUCCCUUGUGGGCACAGCAGUGUGGAAGCCAAUACUAUGCAACAGGAGUCUGUUCUGAAAUCAGUCCAAGUUUCCAGAUCCUAAGAAGCUUUUCUCCUGCUGUUCAAAAAUGUUCCUCUGUCAUAGAUGUUGUGGUGGUUUGUGAUGAGUCAAACAGCAUUUAUCCCUGGGACGCAGUGAGUGCGUUUUUGAAAAAGUUUGUACAGGGCUUAGAUAUCGGCCCUACCAAAACCCAGGUGGGUUUAAUUCAAUAUGGUAAUGAUCCACGCAUAGUGUUCAACUUGAAUGAAUAUAAAGCAAAGGAUGACGUUGUUAAAGCAAUGGAGGGAACCUAUCAGAAGGGAGGAGAUUUGACUAAUACUUUCAAAGCCAUUGACUAUGCAAGACGUUAUGCCUUCUCUCCCGAAUCGGGGGGACGCCCAACAGCCACGAAAGUAAUGGUCGUUGUAACAGAUGGUGAAUCACAUGAUGGCUCCAACUUGCAAGCAGUGAUAGGUAAAUGCAAUGAAGACAAUAUAACCAGAUUUGGCAUUGCUGUUUUGGGUUACUUAAUCAGACAUGAACUUGAUACUAAAAACUUAAUCAAAGAAAUCAAAGGAAUUGCUAGUCAUCCAACAGACAAGUAUUUCUUUAAUGUGUCAUCUGAGGCUGCACUGCUAGAAGAAGCAGGAACACUUGGCGAGCGCAUUUUUAGCAUAGAAGGUACAGAUCAAGGCGAUACAUUCCAAAUGGAAAUGUCACAAGUGGGCUUCAGUGCAUAUUACUCACAGAAAAAGGAUGUUCUACUGUUGGGUGCUGUUGGGGCUUACGACUGGAGUGGAACAGUAGUUCAGGAGGCUUCAAACAAAGUGACCACCUUUCCAAGUCAUGUAUUUGAGAAAAUUCUACAGGACAGAAAUCAUAGCUCAUAUCUAGGUUAUUCUGUUGCCAUUCUCUCAACUCAAAACUCUGUCUAUUUUGUUGCUGGUGCACCAAGAUCCAACUAUACUGGCAGAGUUGUGGUUUAUGAUGUUGACAGCCAUGGUAAUAUCACAAUUGUGCAGUCCCACAGAGGCGAGCAGAUUGGCUCCUACUUUGGCAGUGUGGUGUGUUCAGUGGACAUUAACAGAGAUUCUGUUACAGAUGUGCUGCUUGUAGGUGCACCGAUGUUUAUGAAUGACCUGAAGAAAGAGGAAGGGAGAGUAUACAUGUUUUCCAUCACAAAGGGAAUUUUGGAUCAACAAGAACUCUUGGAAGGUCCACAAAGGUUAGAAAACUCUCGCUUUGGAUCAGCGAUUGCAACACUUGCAGACAUUGAUUUAGAUGGCUUUAAUGAUGUUGUAAUAGGUGCACCACUGGAAAGCCAAAACUCUGGAGCAAUUUACAUUUACAAUGGAUAUCAAAAAACUAUACGUACCAAAUAUUCUCAGAAAAUUUUAGGAUCAGAUUCUGCUUUUGGACAACGGCUCCAAUUCUUUGGAAGAUCAGUAGAUGGCCAUAGAGACUUAGAUGACGAUGACACUACUGAUGUAUCAGUUGGUGCUGAUGGAAAUGUGGUUCUACUUUGGUCACAAAGCAUUGCAAAUGUGUCCAUAAUUGCCUCAUUUAAACCUGAGAAAAUCAGUCUGCUGAACAAGAACACAGAAAUAACUGUCAAAAUAUGUUUUGAGGCUACAUUUAGACCUGCUAAGAGAAAUAAUCAAGUGGCCAUAAGAUACAAUGCAACAUUGGAUGCUGAUCUCCAGUCCUCUAGAGUGACUUCUAGAGGAUUAUUCAAAGAAAAUAAUGAAAGGUACAUGCAGAGGGAUCUUGUGGUACGUCGUGAGGAAAACUGUGUUCACGACAUCUUCAGUGUACAGGAACCUUCUGAUGCAGUGAAUUCACUCAGUUUGCGCAUUGACAUUGGCCUAGCAAAUCCUGGCUCCAGUCCUGUCCUUGAUAUAUAUUCUCCUGCAUCUGUGGCCUACAGUAUUCCUUUCAUUAAAGACUGUGGUGAAGAUGAACUUUGUAUCUGUGAUCUUGUCCUUAAGGUUCAACAGAAGGUAGAUGAUAGCAAACAGAAUUUUGUUGUCAGCAGCAAAAACAGAAGGCUGACGUUCAAUGUGAAACUGAGAAAUAAAAAGGAAAAUGCAUAUAACACCAGAAUCCAGGCUACAUUUUCGGACAACUUGUUUUUUGCUUCAUCGUCUUUACCAAGUGAUGGGACUGAAGUCUCUUGUCAGACCGGCACAGCUCAAACUACAGUCAUUUGUCAAAUCAGCUAUCCUGUUUUCAGAACAGGACAACAGGUAUCUUUUGAUAUUAGUUUUGAUUUUAACCUGAAAAAUCUUCAGAAUAUGGCAAUUCUAAGUUUUCGUGCAUUAAGUGAAAGUAAGGAAGAGCAUGACUUGGACAACGAGGUCAGUUUAUCAAUUCCUUUGCGGUAUGAUGCAGAAAUUCACUUCACAAGGCUUGCCAACAUCAACUUCUAUGAAGUGUACUCUGAUCAUAACAUUCCUUCCACUGUGAAUAAUUUUGGAGAAAUUGGCCCCACGUUCAACUUUUCAGUUAAGGUAACAACAGGAAGUAUUCCGGUAAAGAUGGCAUCUGUAAAAAUCCAUCUUCCAGAACUGACCAACAAAGACAACCCACUGAUGUAUAUAACUGCAGUCGACACAGAUGAGGCCAGAGGUGUUACUUGUCAAGCUCAAAUAAAUCCACUGAAAAUAGGAAAAAGACCUUAUUCUGCAUCUUUCAAGAAAGAGAACUUCCGAGCUUCCAAAGAACUGAAUUGUAAGAAUGCAAAGUGCAGUACCAUCACAUGCAAACUGGAAGACCUUAUGUUGAAGGGGGAGUAUUUUGUGAAUGUGUCUACCAGAAUCUGGAAUGGAACCUUUGCUGCUUCAACUUUCCAGACAUUACAACUCUCAGCAGAGGCAGAAAUCAAUACGCAUAAUCCUACAUUAUUUGUAAUUGGAGAGAAUACCCUAACUAUCUCAGUUACAAUAAUGAAGCCUGAUGAGAAAGCUGAGAUACCAGUUGGUGUUGUGAUUGGCAGUAUAUUGGCUGGACUCUUUUUGCUGUUAGCACUGGUUGCUGUUUUAUGGAAACUUGGCUUCUUCAAGAGACAGUAUGAAAAAAUGACACAGGAUAUAGAAGAUAUCGAUGAAGUUACAGAACUCACAAAGGACAAGGACUGAAGAUACAGAGUAAUGAGGAUAAAGAGAGGACAUCUGAGCCACCAACAGUAGUUGUGAUCCAAUCAGUUCUUCAGUUGGAGUGCCUUAAAGUUUAAUAAGAUUUAAACAUUUUUAAUGAAAGUGUCUUUUUUUAUAGAUGAAAAUAUUUUACAAAUUCUACUCUAUUAUAAGAGUAACUGCAGGACAGUUUUUUUUUUUCCCCAAAAAAAUGACUUAUAGUCCCUUUUCUUGUAUAUUUUUGCCUUUCAAACAAACUUAGCCCUUAGAACUGGCAGGUCCGGAGUUUACAGUAACAUAUUGUGCCAGCAACCCUUCUCCUGAUCCACUGCAGAGUGAAACAGAGAAAUUUAUUUCAGAUUAUUGUGGGACAGCAUCAGUUCAUAAUUCAGCUGACAAGUACCAUAUGUGUAAAGGACAUUUUCUAUUAACUUGAUGAUGAAUGUGUGGUGAAUACUGUUUCCAGCCUGGGAGAAGAAAAUUCAAUACAUCAUUGACUAGCUCCAUCCUUAUUGUUUUAGAGAAAUGAUUCACACCAGCAAACGUUUGUCUUAACUAAUCUAUAAACUAUAAAAUGGGAACUGCGUAUGAAGGUGUCUAUCCGUGUGUUAUAGGACAACCGGACGGGCAUAUUGCUCCAAAAGAUCACCGUAUUCCUUGCACUAAGGUCACAAAUUACUGAAGUAUAUUGUUUUUGGAAAAUAUUGCCAAAUGAUACACAUAACUGUCCUCUGCAUUGUGUUUUUCUGAAAAGAAAAUAUGAAUUUCACAACCACUUACAACACGUUCUCUGCACUGUUAUGACUGGUUUUCAAAUUUCAUCUUGAGAAGCACUAUCAGUACUGUUACACUGGGCUUUAAACUAGCAGUACCUCUGACAUCAUUUUGCCUUUAAUUCUGUACUGGAAGAUUUUUGCAAGCGUAAGCGCAUGACGGGAACUAGAAGGGAUGACUGAAGAAGUAAGCUGCUGUUAGGCCACAGGAGUGUGAAGAUCUAAGCUCUCUGAAUUAUGUACUGCACUUUCUCCUUUAGCAUCUCAGUGCCCUCCAAGAGAACAAAGCUCAGUAUGACCUACUUACCUCUUGUAAGUGGUUCCAUGUCUUGAAGAAGUUAACUUACAUUUUCUACAGUAAAGUACUGUAUUGCUCUGGAUGGAGCUCUGUUAACUGCACAACACUUGGGUGACUUUGUGUUGGUUAGUAACACCUCAGAUUCAUCACGUGCUAUUAUACUGCCUUUGUUGUAAUGCAAGCUCACUCUCACGGAGGCCCCUGCUGUUAAGACAGGUAACAGUCAAGAUAAUUGGCCUUUUGUCUGCCUUUCACUCUCCUGGCUGGCAGUAAUAAUCUACUGUUGGAGAAGAUGAUGUGUGUGUUGUCUUUAUGUAUGCUGAUUUACAGUUAAGAUUGUUUCUGAGGCAGAGGUGAUUCACUUGAAGAGUAAAACAUUUAAAUGUGCCUAACUGACUUCCAACCUCAAGCCUUGUCUUCUCCAAAGCUAGUUCUUCAUUAUGCUUAGGCACCUUUAAAACUGUUUUCUGAAGGGCUCUUCAAAAAUGAGACUUGAGCAUGCUUAAAAGAUUUAUUUGGUCUUUUUAAUCAGUAAAGAGUAAUCAGUCAGGAGUCAACCACGUUUUUGGCAAAUGAUAGCUUCAUUUACAAUGGCACCUGGAUUGUGUUCAGUGUAAUCUUAUGUGCGUUUUGGAUUUAUAUCUAUGAAAUGUUACGUUUUAGUUUGGGGGUUUUUUUUUAACAUUCUGAAAAACGAUCUGGAUUCUGAUCUUGAUUGUCUAACAAACAGGAUUGUUGCCACCAGCUAAGUCUGUGGCCAAAACAAUUAUUUAAAAAAUAAAGAAAUGUAGCAAUUGUGUAAAUUUCAAGAAUAAGCUCCUGAUUUGUAGUUAUGAACCCAGAAGGCAAAUACUCUAAAAGCAAAGAUAAAAAAACUGUCUGCCUCAAUUCUUGCAUAAACUUGAGGAAGAAAAAAACAAAACUCUACACCCGUAUGUGUGGGAAGUUCCUAUGUAACUGGGGUCAUGCAUUCCAGGCCAGAGAGGGAAUUUCACAGUGGAGCAGAUGGUAGCAUCUUUCAUUUCUGGUGCUGCUUGCAAGGAAAUUUAGGCAUUCAGCCAGACUUCCAUCUUCUGCCUUAAGUAGAAGGUACAGGUCCGUAUUCCACACCCAACUUUUUGGAGAAUUUAGCAAUUCAAGUAGACAGCAGUUAUUCAAUUCACUUGUCUUUACUGGGUUUUAUUUUGUCCCAUACAGUAAGACUUUCCCCCUUGCCUGGAAACAAUACUAUUCCCAAAAUAAAGGGAAGGCACAGCACUGGGUAAGGUUUUGUAUGCAUCACCUAACCACUUAAGGUUAGUAGUUUUAUUCGUGUUUUAUGAUUAAUACUUAAAUGGCUAAUUCAGUUUUUGUAAUGGGCGAGUUUAUUGCACUUUUGAGUUGGCACAGCUGCAAAUAAUGCUGGAAAUAUGAUGUAUAUUUUGUAUUAUGCUCAAAGGGGGUUUUUAGGUUUUUUUUUAAAACAGCAUGUUACAGAUGAAAUAAUAUUCUGAAAUGUCAGGCUUCAGCAUGUGCUUUUGUUUGUGCUUGCAGCAAGAGAAAUCAGGAGUAAGUUCAGCAAGCUCAAGUUAUAAAUAGAUCUGAUUCUGGUCUUGAAUCUAGGUGCACACUUAUUGAAGUACUAGAAUCAAGUCCUAACUCAGAGUUAGUUUCAUAUGAGACUAUGUAGAUUUGGGAUGUACAGGCUAGUUUAUAAUCAAACUGAGUUCUGAAAGCUAGUGUGUAAGCUCCAUGGGAGCAGGGACUCUCUCUAGUGCCUACCUGAAGGCCUAACACUGUUACUACAAUAAAAACAAGAAUACUGCUGAA